CUGUCAUUACUUUUUGCCACUUUUUAGUUUUUCAUUUUCCAGUUUCCGUUUUGGUGUUCAUUUUUGCCAACUUUUUACGGGGCAUUAUCAUGGAUGCGACCCAUUCGAAUGCUGCGACAGCAGUAUCACGCAUAGCGGACGGAGCGCGGGUGAUUUUCCAGAGGAAAGACUGGUCGAAGGAAUGCGUGGUGGGAAGUGGCAAGUUCCUGAUGAUUUCCAAAAUGAAGACCCGCACCGAUGAGAUUGUGGGUCUACCGUAUGGAUGCCUGGUUGAGUGGAAUAAGCAGGAAGGAGUUUUCCAGCGCGUUGACAAGGACGACGAUGAGGACGACAUCGAAGAUUACGGUGAAGAAGACGGUGAUAAUCGCAAUCUGGUGGACGACGGCAGUGCGCAGUCGUUAACAUUGGGCGAGAUUUCGGCGCUGAAAUCCAGCGGUGUGACAGGCAUGGAGCUGAUUGGGAAUUUAGUCAAGAACAGCAGCACCUUCGGCCAGCGCCAGGAAUAUUCCAAAGAGAAAUACGUCCAAAAGAAAAAAGACAAGCAUAUUUACCGUUUUCGCGUACUGCAGCCCACACUGCGGUUAGUGUGCGAGGUGUACAACUGCCAGCGUUCCCAGAAAAUCAAUCAUCUGCGUGUGGAUACUCUGGCCAUGAUGCUGUCCUUUGCCAAUAUUCGGCACGGCUCCAAUGUGGUGGUGGUGGAUGGAUCGCAGGGAAUUUUAUUAGCGGCGGCACUGCAGCGCACAGGCGGUGCGGGACGAAUCGUGCAUAUCCACUCGGGACCGCAACCAGUAAUACCGGCGUUUGAUAUGUUUGGAUUUGAUGAGGAAUGGCUGAAAUCCAUACACCAUCUAUCGGUGGAUAAUCUGGAAGUGCUCAGUUCCAAUGUCCGUAUCCUAUCCUCUUCGGUCGUGCCCGCCGCCGAACCGGAGCCAUCUCCACCGUUCAAACGACGGAAACUGAGCGAUCCGCAAGCGGAAGCGGUUCGGUUCAUCCAGAAUACGCCUAUGGAUUCAUUAAUCAUGUCCACCCGUCUGCACCCGAAAUCCAUCCUCCUCUUUCUCCUGCCUUUCCUGAGAUUAUCCGGUAAUUUUGCCGUGCAUCACGCCUACCGGGAAGUCCUGGUGGACACCUUCAACGCGCUACGCACCCUGGGCAGUUGCGUGCGCAUCUGUCUGAACGAGACGUGGCUGCGCUACUACCAGGUCCUGCCGGAUCGGACCCAUCCGGAGAAUAACAUGAACGGCAGCGGCGGAUACCUGCUCAGCGGAACGGUGGUGGAGCGGGACGCCGUGGGGGAUAAAAGCGCCAAUCUGGAUGCGCUGAUGGAAGACUUAGUCCAGAUAUGAUUAAGUCCGCUUGACAGUAAUAGGUUACGAGCGAAUGAUUCCUCGGCGGCGGUUGUUGUUGGGUGGGCAAAGAAGCUGAUGGAACCUGGUUAAAAAAUUGACAUUUU
This is a messenger RNA of Paramacrobiotus metropolitanus, 1456 nucleotides long. Its product is annotated as tRNA (adenine(58)-N(1))-methyltransferase non-catalytic subunit TRM6-like. The coding region runs from base 90 to 1349 and encodes 419 amino acids. The record is from RefSeq and is a predicted model, not a curated record. The transcript is spliced from 8 exons. Lineage: Eukaryota; Metazoa; Tardigrada; Eutardigrada; Parachela; Macrobiotidae. Gene Ontology annotation, biological process: tRNA methylation. Gene Ontology annotation, cellular component: tRNA (m1A) methyltransferase complex; nucleus.